Molecule: messenger RNA, 1305 nt
Organism: Didymosphaeria variabile
Lineage: Eukaryota; Fungi; Ascomycota; Dothideomycetes; Pleosporales; Didymosphaeriaceae
Gene: MP65
Product: Cell surface mannoprotein mp65
Exons: 2
Coding region: 1-1305 (434 amino acids)
Biological process (GO): cell wall organization
Cellular component (GO): fungal-type cell wall; cell surface; extracellular region
Molecular function (GO): glucan endo-1,3-beta-D-glucosidase activity; 1,3-beta-glucanosyltransferase activity
Source: RefSeq, a predicted model, not a curated record
AUGAAGCUGGGCUCUGCUCUCGCUUUGAGUGGACUACUCGUAAUUGGCACGGUCGCGCAUCCGCUCAAUGUCAAACGCGCUGUGACUACCGAGGUGGUUUUCGUCACCGAGACGGUUGCUGAAGCGGUUGUCUACGUGGACGAGAAUGGCGCGCCGUACCUCACCUCGACUGUGGAGCGAGUUCCCAGCGUCCCGUCGACUUCAGUCGAGCCUACCUCCGUUGCGUCUUCCGCUGUUGUCCCUACCUCAGCUCCGGCCGAGUCUCCUCAGCCAGUGCCAGCUCCGCCGCCUAGCCCAUCGUCCUCUGACGUACCGUCCUCUUUUGUUGUUGCAAACGUGGAACCCACGUCUAGUGCUGUGCUACCACCACCUGCGCCGAAGCCGACUUUUGUAGCUCCAGAGCCGACUUCUGCAGCUCCAGCCCCGGCGCCCACUUCAGAAGCUCAGGUUCCAGCACCUGAGCCUUCAGUACAAGCCCAGGAGGCUCCCGCAUCGCAGCCAAGCACUAGCUCCAGUGACUCCUUCCCUCUCGGCAUCACCUACGAUCCGUACAAAGGUACGACUAACAACGUUGAUUGCAAGACUACAGACGAGAUAGCUGCGGACUUCGACACGAUGAAGGAUUAUGGAAUCGUUAGAAUAUAUGGAAACGACUGUGGUCAAAUUCCAGUCGCUGUCCGAGCAGCCAAGAAGAACGGGCAGAAGCUGAUGGGCGGAAUCUAUGCGCCGCUUCAGGACGUCGAUAGCGUCGUUAGUGCUUUGUCGGACGCAGUCAAGCAACAGAACGGCGGCAGCUGGGACAUCAUCAGUCUCGUUAGUGUCGAAAAUGAGAGAGUCAAUGCAAAGGCAAUGACAGCUAGCGACGCUCAAUCUACCAUCGACCAAGCACGUUCAGCUCUCCGGAAUGCUGGAUUCAACGGACCGGUUGGGGCAGUGGAAACUGUCCCUGCUGUUAUUGACAACCCAGGAGUAUGUUCCACAUCCGAUCUGGUGCUGGUCAACAUUCAUGCCUGGUUCGAUCCGAACACCAAGGCCGCGGACGCAGGAAAAUUUGUCAAGGGUGAGGUCGCGCGCGUCCAGAAGGCGUGUGGCAACAAGCGCGUUGUGGUCACUGAGUCCGGUUGGCCGCAUCAGGGCGACAGCCACGACCAAGCCGUGGCUUCGCCUGAUGCCCAGAAAGCCGCACUCGCUUCGAUCCGUGCCGAGUUCAACUCCGAUCUCUUCCUCUUCAGCUCCUUCGAUUCGCUCUGGAAGUCCGACGACCCUUCCACUUUUAACGCAGAGAAGUACUGGGGUAUUUUGUGA